Molecule: messenger RNA, 381 nt
Organism: Cladocopium goreaui
Lineage: Eukaryota; Dinophyceae; Suessiales; Symbiodiniaceae
Source: the annotation of a GenBank genome assembly
AUGCCGUCCGAGAAGACAAAGGCAGCUGGUCCAACUGGAGAUGAGGCUCCGAGCAAGCUUUUGAAAUGUGCUGAUGACAUCAAGGAGGACUCCGAGAAACAAGUCCUCACAAACAAUCGCGCGCAGGCCCCAGACAUUCCCGAUUCUCGCUUCGUUGCAGAGGUUCAAUCCCUCCUGGUGGGAGUUGACCUCACGAGUAUGACCCUCGGAGAACUACGAAGCAGGCUUGAAGGAAAGCUGGGCCUUGCCGAUGGCACUUUAGCUUCCAGGAAAACCUUGCGACGGCGUUUCAGCUUUCUCGUGCACCAAGAGGUGCUCAAGAAGUCCCAACGCUCCAAUGACUGCGAGCGCAUUGUGAAGGACAGGAAUCCAGCCACUUAG